This is a messenger RNA of Terrapene triunguis (Three-toed box turtle), 2197 nucleotides long. Its product is annotated as zinc finger protein 22-like. Bases 412 to 1416 code for a protein of 334 amino acids. The transcript has 5 exons. NCBI's taxonomy places the organism in Eukaryota, Metazoa, Chordata, Testudines, Emydidae. The record is from RefSeq and is a predicted model, not a curated record.
UAUAAAACUGGAGUAACACAAUGGUGAAUCAGGCCCCGGGUCUCUUGUUAUAUGUUUUAUCCAUGUUUUUCCUACCCUCUUGACCAACACCAUUGAGACCUUUUCUAACUCGAGCUAAUCCCUCAUGAACUCUUUUCUAAAGCAUAUGGUGUAUGUUGGAAAAACAAUGUGAUUUUUUUGUUCCUGUGAACAGAAUCUCCAGUUUGUACACAAGAGGGUUUAUUACUUACUAAACAAGAGGAAGAGUUGUAUGUCGGGGAUCAGCAGGAUUUGGAGGGCAGAAAAGUCCCUAAAGAGCUCUACACUGGAGCCCUGCCUCAUUCACUGAACAGGAUGGACUGUGCUGUGGGGAUGAAUCAGGGUUGUGGCUGAUCAGAGGCUUAUAAUUUGGUCAAAUGUGGGUGAAUUUUCAUGGGGGUGGCAAUAAGCACAUCCCUGACACCCGUGGGACCCUAUACCACAAGUCAAGUCCUUGCUCCAAAUCAAGGAGAUGCAGGAAAACGAAAAGACCAUGCAGUUUCCAAGUCUGACACUUUAUCCCAGACUGAGGAAGGCAAAGAGUUAUGCAUCAGGGUACUGCUAGAGUCAGAGAAUACAGAGAUGCCUAUAGACCCAUGCACUGGAUUUCAAAUUUGUGCAACCGACAUUUUAUCACGGAUUAAACAAGAGGAAGAGCCAAGUAUCUGUGAGCAGCAUGAUUCAGAGGGAAACGAAAUCCAUACAGAUCCCAGCACAGCGAAAGAUGGAAGCACAAACAAGGAUAAGCUCCCUGGAAAACCUCUUGAAAGCAUUGUGUACAAGUCUAGAUUAUAUGGAAAACUUGGAGAAGAGUGUUUGCAGAAUCCCAAACAGAGAGUGACAUGGAAGAGUGUGUACAAUUCAAAAAUGCAGCAGGCAACUGCUAGUGGGAACAGUCUGGGGGUUUCAUCUCUCUGUGACAAAAAAUUAUUAAUCCAUCAGGAAGAACCCUACCCAGAAGACAGACUGUAUACAAGUACUGAAUGUGAGAAAAACUGUACUCAAAAGGUGUAUCUUCAGAAUCACCAACAAGCCCACACAGGAGAGAGACUGUUUGCAUGCGCUGAGUGUGGGAAAAGUUUCCAGCUGAAGGUAAGUUUGACAAAACACCAAAGGAGCCAUGGAAAAGAGAAACCCUAUGAAUGCAGCCAAUGUGAGAAGAGCUUCAUUUGCCACUCGUGGCUCAUUAGACACCAAAUGAUUCACAGUGGAGAGAGGCCAUAUAAAUGUACCGAAUGUGACAAAAGCUACAGCAGAAAGGAUUAUCUUCUAAAUCACCAACGCCGGCAUUUAGGGGAGAAAUUAUUCCAGUGUAAUGUGUGUGGGAAAAGCUUUGUGCUGAAAAGAAGCUUAGUUAAGCAUCAAAAAAGUCACAUGAAAGAGACCCAAUCCACUUAGCCAGUUGAGUCUUAGACACCAGAUGAUUCACACAGAGAAGCUGGAACAAUCACUAGGUGAGGGAAAAACUGAGUAGGAAAUCUAUGAUCCUCAAAAAUAAUCCUAUCACCAGUGACUCCAUCUGAAGGCUUCACAGGGACCUGGAUACACAACAGAGAGACCAGCUUGAUGUAAAAGGAGAGAAUGCAUUAAUAUCUGUUCACAAGCUACUAUGUGAGACAGAGCUCACUGAAAAUAGGUCAGAAAAUGCAUGUUAGUGUGACCCACAACAGGAAAAAGGGAUUGUUGGCUCUUUACUGAGAGGAAGGACUCCUACCAUUUGAAAUUUAGAACCCAUUUCUGAAGCCCUUCCGAGAAGCAGCAGAUACUUAGGAAUGGAGUUUGGGAGGUGAAAUGCACCCGUAGCUCCCAUGUAAGUCAAAGGUAGCGCUCGGUAUUCAGUACCUCUAUAAAUCAAACUUUUAGCCCAUUCAAGCCAGGCAAAUGGAGAUAGCUGAAGAUUACCUGGCUGAGACUCCUUAUGAGUUGAAAACUGACUAGAGAAAGCUUACAGUAUCGAUUUCUUUUCGGACAGCCUGAGUUUUCCACCUUCCAAAUGUAAUGUUCCAUAUUACAGACUGUUGUGUGUAUAUAUGUGUGCAUUACUGGAGACUGAAGAUUUUUAUAUGUUGAUAUUUGUCCUGGUUUUGAGAACCCUUUUUUUUAAUUUUCACCACAUUUGGGUUUUGAAGGCAACAUUAUGGGGAAUAAAGUGGAGAAGCAUUUGUUGUGCUGCAGCAGC